Colletotrichum navitas is the source of this 938-nucleotide messenger RNA. RefSeq lists its product as uncharacterized. The record is from RefSeq and is a predicted model, not a curated record. The coding region runs from base 148 to 687 and encodes 179 amino acids. Lineage: Eukaryota; Fungi; Ascomycota; Sordariomycetes; Glomerellales; Glomerellaceae. The transcript is spliced from 2 exons.
CCGAGUUUCCGGACGGGAAAGGGAGAAGAGGCAGGCAGGGCACAACAAGGAACGAACGAACGCCUUCCUGCAUGCAUUAAGCCGCAUCUUUCUUCCUUUCUUUCUUCAUCAGGUCCUGCCGCCUUGCCGACACCGACUGGCUGGGUCAUGCUGUCAACUUCCGUCCGAAUCUCACGACCCCGGAUUCAACUUCAUCCUACCUACCUUGACUUCCCAGAAAAGUCUAUCUUCUCAUGGCUCUCUGUCUCCUGCCAACUCGACUCCAUUCACUCCGUCAUUCAGCACAACCUUACAGCCAUCCAACGCAAGAGAGAAUUCCAGCAGCGCAUAGAUUGUGCCAUCAGCUGUACCGACUUCAACUCGGGUUCUCCUCACCGGCAUUCCCGCCUGCGGCAUUGGUUUCGGCUGGCGCACCGCCUCGGUUGGCUUGAUUUCUUACCGCAAGUGCCACUGAGCAAUUUGACGCAUCCGCACUACCUACUCUGUCUUUGGCUUGACUUGACCACUUUCAACGGUCGCUCGUAUACCUCUUCAAGCCUCGUCGUCGGCUGUAGCAAUUCCGCCAUUAACGGUUACAGUCAUCUGCUUGCCACAGCGUCUCUUUGGGCUUCUGUGUGUCGUUUGGAUUCGCGUCGUCUUGCUCGCGUUCUGUCGUGUUCAUUGGCGAAACUUGAGUUGUGGGAUUAAUGUGAGCAUUCCUAUGUCGCUAAGAAAGACAGACGUCCGUUCCGUCGCGGUAGGCGUCGAUCAGGGCGUCGUCUGGCUGUCAACCACACAUCUGCAACAGGCUACGCGCGUCAACCGUCAUUCGCUCCACUCGGGACAAAACACUCACAGCAACACACAACCCAACCGACCUUGCAGCAUUGACUAGCAAUAGGGUUGAAGGCCUCUCUUGGUCUCAACUUCCUUCCCCCAAGUCCAAAAAGAUAUGGCAU